UUUUUAACGCGCUUUUUCUACUGUAUAUAUCAUAAUACUUUAAACAAUUCAGGAGUUCUUCAACUUCAAUGCUUUUUCCUAAGUAUAUAUAUAUAAGAUAACUUGCCCAAAGACACCUAUAGCCAUAGGUAUCCAUUUUGAUAGCGAGACAGAUAUACACAAAAGACUCUAAAAAGGAGGUUUUGGAGAAGCCAUUCUAUUUUCAGUUGUAGGGAAGCCAAAUGGGAAUUGAACAGAUGGUGGUGUUGUUUCUCAUACUCUUCAACUGCUUGCAUUUGUUAGCUUCUUCAUCUCCACUUCACAAGGCCUUUGUUUCAGAUUCUCUGCAGAAGCGUAAUGUUGGACUUACAGGCAGACAUGAAGACAAAAUCAAUGGUGAUGGUGAUAGCAGUGGAAGAAGUGGCAUAGUAAAUGGCAGCAAAUUUGCCCAUGGAGGUACAAGUGGCGGUCGGUCAGCUGGGGCAGGUGCACAUGGUGGUGGAUCAACUGGUGGGACUGAAACUGGAAAUGACAAUGGCAAUUCACAAUCAGGCGCAGCAGUUGUCCCUGUUAUUGUAGCUGGUGCUGCUAAUAAUAAUCGCAACAGAAACAGCCACCGUAAUGCUGCUAACUGCAACAGGAACUGCAUAAAAUUUCCCACUAUGAUUAUGACCACAUUAACUACUCUUAUUGCACAUAUUUAUAUGUAGUAUUUUGAUGCAAAAUAUAGAUUAAUCCAUCAUCCGAAAAUGAUGGAUCGGUUGGCCUGUAUUUAUGUAACAUUCGAUUUGGGGAUCCUGUUUGUAGCCUUCCUGUAAUAUGUAAAAGCAAAGAAAGCUUUAUUAUAUAGUUUUUGAAUCAUAAUGAGAACAUAUAUAUGUAA
Hevea brasiliensis (rubber tree) is the source of this 862-nucleotide messenger RNA. RefSeq lists its product as uncharacterized. The transcript has 2 exons. Lineage: Eukaryota; Viridiplantae; Streptophyta; Magnoliopsida; Malpighiales; Euphorbiaceae. The record is from RefSeq and is a predicted model, not a curated record. The coding region runs from base 222 to 689 and encodes 155 amino acids.